UAACAGGUCUUAUUGUACUACGACGAUCGACCGAAGCAAGUGUUAAAGCGACAGCGUUCCUUUUCCUCUUUUUAAUUCCGAGUGUCAAUUGUUCCGGGGAAACAGUGAAACGUGCAGCGAGAUUUACGCCAAAUUUGCAAGAUGCAUAUCCUAAAACAUAAAGCCGUCUACUUCACGCUGAUGCUCGUGGUUCUGAGCAUGUGUAUGGACCAAACGGAAGCACGUCGCAAGAUUCUUCGUGGACGCCGUACCAUUAACCGGACAUUCAAACGUGGACCAUUCAUACCGGCAUGGGCCAUCAUCACGAUCGUCGCGAUAGUGAACCUACUGAUCGGUGGCAUAGCUUAUUUGAUAUUCCGGAAAGUGGUCCUGAACCAGCCAAUCGAAAACGUUACCUCAUACACGCCAGCCAUGCAGGAUGAGUACGGGUCGUGAGCUGGUCCAAUUACGCGGACAAAAGUCCGAAUCCUUCACCACCAUCAUCCAUUCCUUACUAACCUCAAUUUGUUAAGCUUCCAACCUUCCAAGACACACACGACGAAAACUGAAUCCUUCCGGUAGUUUGUAAGCAAAACCAAAUGACCUUCACCGGUAACGCUACCGUAUCAACAGUCAAUAAAGAGAUGCUAAUC
Messenger RNA from Anopheles darlingi, 632 nucleotides. RefSeq lists its product as uncharacterized. NCBI's taxonomy places the organism in Eukaryota, Metazoa, Arthropoda, Insecta, Diptera, Culicidae. The coding region runs from base 142 to 435 and encodes 97 amino acids. The transcript is spliced from 3 exons. The record is from RefSeq and is a predicted model, not a curated record.